This is a messenger RNA of Aureobasidium namibiae CBS 147.97, 2076 nucleotides long. RefSeq lists its product as uncharacterized. Gene Ontology annotation, molecular function: DNA-binding transcription factor activity, RNA polymerase II-specific; transcription cis-regulatory region binding; zinc ion binding. The record is from RefSeq and is a predicted model, not a curated record. Gene Ontology annotation, biological process: positive regulation of transcription by RNA polymerase II. The coding region runs from base 1 to 2076 and encodes 691 amino acids. The transcript has 3 exons. Gene Ontology annotation, cellular component: nucleus. NCBI's taxonomy places the organism in Eukaryota, Fungi, Ascomycota, Dothideomycetes, Dothideales, Saccotheciaceae.
AUGCCGGAUGGAUAUGUUCCAAGGCUCUAUCAAAUACCUUCUAUCUCGCAAGAAAAUCUAAACAGUUACUCCGACAUUGAAGAUCCUAGCCGGACGUCUAUCUCGCAACAAGGAGGAUCGCGUGGAGGAAAAAGGCGAUCUGUUACAGGCGCGGAUCAUGUCAAACACCGCAGAACACGAAGCGGCUGUUUUACUUGCAGGCAGCGUAGAGUCAAGUGCGAUGAAGCUCACCCUAUCUGCGAAAGAUGUCGCAAAGGCAAGCGUGACUGCCAUUAUCCCGAACCCACUACAGGGUCAUCAACAAAGCUCUCGAAGGGUAACAGGAACAAAGGCUCCGCUGGCGAAGCCUCUAACUCAUCUGGCGAAGAGUAUGACAUCCACGAAGCUGAUAGACUCCCUUCCAUUCCGGACGACGAGGAGAUUGAAGAGGGUGCGUCAAGCUUGUGUUCUAAGGAGGAUCGCAAACUGUCUGAUGCGUCUUCCAACUCGAGAGACCAAAGUCCUCUAAUCAAGAGCCCUGCAACGACAGACAGCUCCGUAGCAUCAAGCCGUCCCGCUACACGCCCACAAAUACCCCGCCAAAGCUCGAGGAAGUCACUGAAGUCCAAGCAACCACCAAACAGCAAGUGGGCACAUUUACCAAAGGACGUCAAGUUCUACAUGGCUUACCACCGGGAAAAAUUGACGCACCAACACUAUGCCAUGAAAUAUGACUGCGGAGACUUUCUGAAGACAACGUUCUUGGAAAUUGCACUAGGAUAUGAGCCGCUUCUCUAUGCGAUUACUGCGUUCUCUGCCUAUCAUCAUACCUUGAGGAAACCAGAUGGCAAGCUCUCGAAUUUCCUCGGUUACUACAACAAAUCAGUCUCUCUGCUACGUCACUCUCUGGAGAGAAGUCCACGGCACACUGUGGCCACCCUACUUACCAUCCUGCAGCUGGCCACAUUUGAAGAGUUCCUGGGAGACUGGGUCAAUCUCAUGGGUCACCAAAGGGCUGCCUACGAGAUUCUCACCGAGCUGUUUACACCACAAACCAUCAUGCAGAGCGAAACACACCGCAAGAUCAUCUCGUGGUACAUCCGUUUCGACCUCUUUGCCGGGUUCAUGCAUGGAUACGGGAUGGUUCUGUCUCGUGAUUGGCAUGUGGCGUGCAGUGAGUUUUAUGUUCGACAAGCUAGGGACAAGCCUCGUGACCUGGGUUCGCUGUUCGAGGAGAAGUUUGCACGAUCGAGACUGCUGGCGACUGACAUAUCGCUACUAUUCGCCAGAGGCAAAACGGAAGGUCCCAGUCAAGAGCUCAUCAUGGACAUGGGCAAAUUGACUGCUCAACUGGAGGAUUAUGCUCACGAGCUGGAGGACGCCUUCAAGGAUACCCGAACGUAUGUCAAGGAGUUCCCGAAUGCACCGAAAGGAGAAUGGGAUGAUGUGGUCGGCUCGACAGACCCCGAAUUCUUGUGGGCAGGAGAACUCUUUACCUGGAACUUCAUUCUCAUUGACUUUUGGGCCAUCCAUCUGCUGUUCAAGUCGCAGAUCGCUCAAUUCGACCCUACGGUGGGUGGAGAAGAGGUUGUGGCGACGGCGACCAAGGUGUGCAAGAUGUUCGAGGCGCUGCAGUACUGUGGAGAGGAUUCGACAGCCAUGAUUCUGGGCGCGCAGGCAAGUCUGGGUAUGGCUGCAGCAUGCAUGCCAAAGGAUCAACGACACACCAUGUGGUGCCGCAACAAGUACGCUCUGAUUGAGCAAUGCGGUUACAUCUACCCUGCUGCACUGCGACAACGUAUGACUGGCGUCUGGGGCGCCGAUGUGAUGCGUUGGUGGCUUCCCAACGACGAGGGCUACUACCCCAUCCUCCAAGCCGUCCGCGAGUUCAUCGACUACCGCGCGCGGGUGCCGCAGGACAAUGUGCAGUCUGACCUGCGCGACAUGAAGGGUCUGUUCAAAGCAUUGCAGUUGGACGAUACCGACUCCAAGAAAAGUGCGGGCAGUGCAGGAGGCACAGACUCUUCGAGUCCAUUCGACUUUGAACCUGCUGGGCCCAUGCCGUGGGAGAGCAGUCCGGAGAUGAGUUGGCCCUGA